Linum tenue is the source of this 540-nucleotide messenger RNA. Lineage: Eukaryota; Viridiplantae; Streptophyta; Magnoliopsida; Malpighiales; Linaceae. The record is from the annotation of a GenBank genome assembly.
UUUUGUUUUGCCGGUUCCUUCCUGUCCACUCAACAGUUUCGGCAUACAGUUUUCAGUUUACUACUUUACUUGGAACUCGGAAAGUUGAGCCGGGCGGUGAUGAAGAUGAUGGAGACUAAGGAAUUCACAUUGAAGGUUGAGAAUUUCUCAAAGCGGAAAGAAACCGAGAUCUACUCCGACAUUUUCCUAGCCGCGGGCUACAGAUGGAGGAUUAUGGUUUACCCGAAAGGGAAACGUGGUAUUCCCGGUUUUCUGGCAGCAUAUGUGCAAUUUGUCGACUGGAAUACAAAGCCAUGGGGAUGGACUGUGCCAGCGAUCAUCAACUUGACUCUAGUCGACCAACUCAACGGCACCUCCUCUGUGCGAGAUUGUUCGGCAACCAACUUCCAUGGGAAUUCUGAUAACAGCUGGGGAUUCAACUAUUUGGUGUCGCAAACCGAUCUGCACGAUCCUCAGAAAGGGUUCCUCGUCGAUGAUACCCUCCUUAUUGAAGCAGUGGUUUCUACAGUUAAGUAUUGAAACUAGCACGACUUUGAAUCU